Tyto alba (common barn owl) is the source of this 2344-nucleotide messenger RNA. RefSeq names its product RGP1 homolog, RAB6A GEF complex partner 1 (gene RGP1). Lineage: Eukaryota; Metazoa; Chordata; Aves; Strigiformes; Tytonidae. Gene Ontology annotation, cellular component: Ric1-Rgp1 guanyl-nucleotide exchange factor complex; Golgi membrane. The coding region runs from base 348 to 1511 and encodes 387 amino acids. The record is from RefSeq and is a predicted model, not a curated record. The transcript has 9 exons. Gene Ontology annotation, biological process: retrograde transport, endosome to Golgi.
GCCCCGCGCGCCGCCGAGCGCCUCCGGAAACCCGGGCCCGCCCCGCCGCCACCGGCGGUCCCGGGGGAGCCCCGCCCGAGCGUUGCCGAGCGGCGCCCGAGCCUUCCCGAGAGUUGCCGAGCCGAGCGCCGAGCGCUGCCGAGCGGCUCCCGAGAGUUGUCGGGAGCUGCCGCUUCCAGACCCGAACGCUGCCCGAGUGUUCCCGAGCGGCGGCCGAAAGUCGCCGAGCCGAGACCCGAGCGUUGCCGAACGGGCCCCGAGCCCCGCCGAGCGGCUGAGGGGAAGCCGGGCCCGGAGCGGCGAGCGGGGCCUGUGCCGGGCGGUGCGCAGGCAGGACUGUCCAAGCCAUGAUCGAGGUGUUGGCCAAGCUGGGCCGUGGGCCCGUCUUCCUGGCAGGGGAGGUACUUGAGUGUGUGAUCACUUUCACCAACCCCUUAUCGGCCUCGUCUACCUCCGCCAGCAGUGAGAUGCUGGCGUGGGCCAGCGCCCAGAUCCACUGCCAGUUUCAUGCCAGCGAGAACCGGGUAGCGCUCCCUCCCUCUGACGGCAGCAAGCAUGACGUGCAGGCAGAGAACGAGACUGUCUUCGUCCCCAACAGAGGAGAGCGGGGUCAGUGUAUCCUGUCCACCCCACCGAAGAUUCUCUUCUGUGACUUGCGACUGGACCCUGGAGAGUCAAAGUCCUAUUCGUACAGUGAGACGCUGCCCAUAGAUGGCCCUCCCUCUUUCCGGGGACAGUCGGUGAAGUACGUGUACAAGCUGACCAUCGGCUGCCAGCGUGUCAACUCCCCCAUCAAGCUCCUGCGUGUACCCUUCCGUGUCCUCGUGCUGCACGGGCUCAAGGAUUACCAGUUCCCACAGGAUGAGGCCGUUGCGCCCUCAAACCCCUUCCUGGAGGAGGAGGAGGGCUUGAAGAAAGACUCUCGCCUGGCGGACCUGGCGACAGAACUGCUCAUGGUGGCCACCUCCCGACGCAGCCUGCACCUGUAUAACAUCAGCAACACUCGUGGCAAAGUGGGGUCAUUCUGCAUCUUUAAGACCGUGUAUAAGAUUGGAGAGGAUGUCAUUGGGACCUUUAACUUCUCGGAGGGAGACAUCCCAUGUCUGCAGUUCUCAGUGAGCCUGCAGACGGAGGAGAGCAUCCAGGAGGAGUUCCAGCGCCGGCGGGGACAGCCCGUCUCCUUCAGCACGCACGCCCGCCAUCAGGAGGCCUGCCUGCACACAGCCCAGAGCAGCUUCAGCCUGCCCAUCCCGCUCAGCUCUACCCCAGGGUUCACCACCAACAUCGUGUCCCUGAAGUGGAGGCUGCACUUUGAGUUUGUGACCUCCGGGGAGUCGGCGGGAACUUGCUUGGUUCGUGGGAGCCAGUCGGAGGCCGUCACCUGGACUGGGGUGGAGCAGAUGGAAGUAGACACUUUCAGCUGGGACUUGCCCAUCAAAGUCCUUCCCACCAACCCCAUCCUGGCUUCCUACGUAUCUCAGUUCUCCAGCACUAACUCCAUCACCAUCUGAAGCGGGGAGAGCCGGUGCCACUGGUGGGAAGGGCAGGCAGGACUGUCACUGGCAUGCUGAGGGGCACGCAUCCCAACGUGUCCUUGGGUUUGUCUGCGACACCCAGGUGGGCACCGAGCAAGUCUGUCCGUGGUGUCUUAUGCUACAGCCCUUGGCUGGGAGAUGGACCCGUCCUGCUUGGGUGAAGGUGUAAAUCCCAGGACUCACCAAAAAGAAAUCUGCCUCCCAGAGAACAGCCCAACGUGCCUUUAUGCCAUGAGGGGCUUCCAAGAGGGAAGGGCCCAGCCCAGGGAAAGGAGAGGGAAGCUCUACCAGCAAAGCGCCAUGCCAGCCUUGGGUGAAGGCCAUCCUCCUUACAGAGACCCCACAAACAGAGGUCUGGCAUCCAGGCGAGGCACGCUGGUCCCCUGGGCUGGGUGAGAGCCUGCUCUCCUGCCCCUGGCACGCAUCCUGCCUCUUGUGAAGGGUGUCCCGUAUGCACAGCCCAGCACCCCCGCUACCCUCACCCAGAGGAGGCAGGUCCUGGCAGGUGGGCCCCUCUCUGCCGGCACGUGCUGGUGUCCUGGAUGUGGCCGCACGCCGUGGCAGCACAGUUGUGAUGAUCCAAACCAGAGAAGAGCUCAGCGCCUGGGCUGUUCUCUGCUGGUGCUCCUGGGCCUGAGGGCAUCCUGCUGCUCUCGGGAUUCUUGGGGAGCUGGAGUGAAUGCCUGCUGCGCAUUCAGGAGCUGGGAUGGAGGUCUCCCUGCUCAACAGCCAGCUCCCCGUUUCUACCAGACCUUCCAAAGAGUUUUCCUCUUUGCAUGGAAACCUAAUAAACAUCCGAAAGUGCAAAA